AUGCAAAAUCCUGAGAGCAGAGGGCGUGUGAAUACUUCCUCAAAGCCUGAGUUGGAUAUUCUGGAAGGCAUCGUUUCAAGACUUUCAGAGCUCUUCUCCACCGGCUCCAAAGACCAGAUUGUGAUCAAAGCAAAGGUAUUUGAGCAAUUGCAUCAUUUGAUCCUGAUGGCCGCCAAUCUUUCUUCUAAUUCUGAUUGCGCCGGCCGUUUAGAAAAGAUGAUCGCUCUUGUUUUGGAGGAAGCUGAUGACGGGAGGAAGAAACUCAUCACGAAGUUGUCUGAGGAAUUGAGUUUGGAAGAUUUGGAGUCCGACAUACGAUGGGCAGCUGCCUUGGAGCUUUGCAACAUGGGGCAGCCAUUCGCAGAGCCCAUACUCAUAAGUCUUUUGCAAAGCUACCUGAAAGAUCCGGAAGGUCGUAUGAAGAGGCAAAAAAGACAUUAUGUAACUGCAGAAGAAUUAGCGGAAGGACCAGUAGAUACAGGAGAUUCAGAAGGACCUGAGAAAGAAGACUUGCUUUCAAUUAGAACGAAGAAGGACAUGGGGAAAGCAAAGGAAUUUGGGGAAGAAGAAUUGCUUUCAUUUCUGCAAGGUGGAGUCUCGGAAAGUGGGUCUGAAGCUGAGAUUCGUAUCGCUCAAUCAGUACAUGCGCUUGCCAACUCCGUGGCGUCAGCAAAAGGAGCGGACAAAGCAGCGAGGGUGGGCAAGGCGCUCGAGCUUUUUCUCCAAUUCAUUGGAGCAGAGAACUCCGUCACACUGCAGAAGCUUGGUUUGGAUGGAGUCCAAAGAAUUGGCCACCAGGGCUUACCAGUCCUCAUGAACUUGCUGGAAGAAGGUAACCCGGAGCAGCAAGCAGCCGCAGCAGUUGGCCUGGGGGUGGUAGCGAAAGAUUCGAUCUCCGUUGAGUCCGCGGAAUUCGAGAAAGUCAACCCCUUUCAAAGAUCUGUGUCCGAGCGACAGACUCCCAACUCCGUGAAACUCCUGCAGGAUUUCAUCGAAGAAAAGCUGUAUGGUAUGCACCCAGCUUCGCGCGCUAAUCUGACUACUUCCAUGCGAGUUGUUCAGCCAGGACAAAGCAGUGCAAAGAGUUGGCUUGUGACUUACUGGUAUCAUGCUCUGCGGCUAGUUGUGGAUUUGCCAUCGCCUUGGACACUAGUGGCCAGCGCCGCAGCAUUUGUCCUCUUUAGCUCCCAGCAUCCCUUGGCCGAACUGCUCAGCCAUCCACACACUUUGGUGCGAUCGCAUCGUCACACGCAGUGGGGGUUCCAUGUGCAAGGCACCGGCCUGCUGCACAGAAAGAUCCAGCUGAGACAUUCAUGGGAGUCGUGGGUCCAGUGGUUUCGUCGAAGCUCGGCGCUGAAGGAGGCUCCCUUUGAACAAGUCCUCAGUCUGGAUGAAGAGCAACGCUUUUGUGCUGCGCUGCAGGCGUUCCAAUUGCUCACCCGUUUGGAGGUUGUUCCGAAGAGCGACUUAGCUGCUUCGACCUUCGCUGCUGUCUUUGCACGCUUCGGUCUGAAGGUUCAUCGAAAGGACGGCCAGUUGGUUCUUGUGUCCGAUGGCCGACGACCACGACUUCUCAACGUUGAAGCAAUUGAGAGAAUCGUUCACAGAGGAUUCUUUCCUGAGCGAUUUCAUGCAACUUCUCCAGUUCUCUGUGUGCUACGACCUUGGUGGCUUUUGGUGGACAUACUGGUGGUUCUGUUGCAGGUUGCAAUUUGCAUCUUGUUGAUGCUACCACCGUUAGCGUGGUUCAGUAUUUACGAAUUGGCUCGCGUGCCAUAUUUCCCAAUGUCACCGGUUGACAGCCUUACAGCUCUUCAUUUCGGGCCACGCUUUGCACAGCUCUCCGAGAGGCUUUUGUUGUCUUCUCCAGUGUUGACCUGCACAAGUGCCAUCUAUGCAGCUGCUUUGUUUAUGUCAUUGGUCUAUGCCUAUUGCACGGAAAAGCUGCCGUUGGCACCCUUUCCCAUCUUGCAGGCACUGACCAGGAAUGAGAGAUGCGGUGAAGAUCUGAUGCAUGACCAGCCAACGUGUCAGCGGCGGUGCUAUGUCAUGGUUGCCGUCAUGCACGGAAUACCGUGGGUGGCAUUCUUUCUAUUUUUUGCCCAGGCCACCGGAUGCAGUGCCUUGUUUCUCUGUUGGCUCGGCUUCGGUGUGGUUGUGGAGCCUGCACGAUUUGUACCACUGGUCUCAGCUCUAGGCAGUUUCAUUUUUGCAGUGGCUGCGCGUGUUCGUGGCUUGCUGACUUGGCGCCGGAGCCUGGCGAAAAGCAUCCAGGAGAUCUUCCAAGCCUCUACUGCAGUACUUUGGGUCAACCUGAUGGAAAGAAUGAAGAUCGAUGUGGAGUCUCCCAGCUAUCAACGCCUAUUGCAGGGUAUGGCCAGUGACAUGGACCUGUUCGAGUUGUUGGCACAGGGAAGUUCGAGUCUAUGGCGAUCGCAAUUGGAGAAGUUCUUGGCGCCGAUCAUCGAUCACCAAGCCUUUGAGAUGCUGGUGAACGACAUCAUCCAUGCGCAGGGCAACGCAGAUCAAGAUGUUCAGCUAUCCCGGAGCACCUUUGGAGAAAUCAUGGAAGCCGUUCGAGAGUUCUUGAUCUCAUCCAUGCUACGGAAGUUGGGCUUCAGUUUCGCAAGCUUGGCUUUGCGCAUGAAGUACUUUGUCUUCGUGGCCCUGAUCCUAUUUGGUUUUCUGGCAGUGCUCUCUCAGCUCUAUCCGCUGGAAGCCAAUGUGAGUACCAUCCUUGGAGGGAUUGCUCCCAUCAUUUUGGGCAUUUUGCUGCAGAAACCAGGACAGCCCCGAGUGCCGGCAGACCUGAAACAUGCCUUUGAAGAGAUGCUGAAGUCACUCGUGCUGGGCUGCCAGGCAAUGCUGGUAGAGCUUCGCGAGCAGAAGCAGAACAUUCUGGAUUGGCUUCGCGAACUGCGCAUCAAUGACCAGUUUGUCCAGGAGAUGUUGGAAGUCGACCCCUUCAGCCUGCUCCAGCUGGCGCAGCAGACCAAGUUCCAGAAGUUGCUGGAGUUCCUGGCGAAGAGACCGGGCCGUCCACAUGGUCCCUCAGAACCGGAGCAGUUCCUGGAGUUUCUGGCCGUCUUCGAGGCGACGUACUCGGCCGUGAAGACGACGUCUCCUCGCUUUGCUCAAAUGGUCGACCAGCAAGUGCACCAGUUCUUGCAAGGACACCUUCAAGCUCUUCUGGAGCCGCUGAGUUCGGACGUGGCCCUUGAAGUCCAAGAAGCUUUGCGCAAAGCCAGUGAGUCUGAUGUGGAUACUCUGGAAUGGGUUGGGCGGAUGAUUCAGCAGCUGUGUCAUCCAGAUUUCCAGGAGCUCCUGACAGCCUUACGAGAAAGGAAAGGUUGUGUGGCGCUCAAGAUCCUUGCCAGGUUUGACGUUGACCCCGCUCUUGCCCAAAUCCAUAUCUCUUUGCAAAAGCUUGCGCUCAAGCACGUGCUUCGCUUGUUGGGUUCUAGUGAGCAGGAUGCUGACAGGAUUGCUGCUGUACAAGAUUGGCAGCAAACCUUUGCAUUACUCGUCCAGCUGGUUGUAGAAAAGCUUCGAAAUGAGUUCGAGCCACCGUUGUCGGAGGGUAUGGACUGGAAGAGCAUUGAAGCAUCAGUCGAAAAGGAAUUUGGCUCAAUUGAGUCUUUGGUGGGAUUGUCCGGCAAUAUGAAAAGCAUCGAAGAGUUUGAGAAGAAGUGCUUGGACAAAAUUGCCGUGCUUCUUAUCAAUCAGAAUGUGCAGAACUCCAGAGUUCAACUUUCACCUAGUGGCAUGGAGACCAUUUUCCACCUAUUGGAAGUCUCGGACAUCAAAGAAAUACUGAAAGAUCCUAUGAGUUUCCGAAGUGAGUCGUUGUGGGAGAAGGGCAACAAAGUCGCAGCAAGCUUGGCCAUCGAGCACCUGAGACUCCAGAAGUCUUUUAUAGAGCAAAAGAUGCCAGAACAGGCUGAGUGGGCAGACAUUGAAAGGUUGGUGGAGAAAGUCGCCCCAAGGGAACUCCGUGAUGCUUUCGCUGAUCCAGGAGCAGGAUUCGUUGACUACCAGGGUCCUGCAGCUAUCCAUUGGGCAGUUCUACAGCUGAAACCAUCCUUGCUAAAGCUGGGCUUUCAGCCACAAAGCAUGGAAAAUUUGGAGCCGAUGCUUUUGCAGCUGGAUGUGGACCAAUUGAAGGAGGGCAUCAAGAAACCUCAGACAGUCAUCAGGCUUUUGGAAGGGAAAGGUGGGGAAGUCGCAGUAAACUUGGCCAUUGAGCAGGCAAAACCAUCCAUACUGGAGCAAUUGCCCAGCGGAGUCAGAUGGUCUGAUGUGAGUGAUGUGCUCAUUGAGUAUUGUUCAUCGAGUACUGCAGCUUUGAAUUCUCUACAGAGUCCAACCUUUUCCUUGAACUCCCUGACUGAUGAUCCACAUGUCCAGAAGAAAUGGCAAGUGGCACUCGCACGAAAUGCACUGGAGAAGCACUUGCCCAAAGGAAUCACGUGGAAGGAGAUUGAGCAGCUCGUGGAGGAAACAGAUCCAGAGGAGUUACAUGCUGCUCUGGCCGAUGCAGCCGGAUUCCAACAGUGGUGCUCCGGCCAACCGACCACGUCCAAGGAGACUUCCAAAGAAGAAGCUCAUGGCCUUCAUCAAACCAUUUCUGAAUCCCCUUCCACCGAUCCACUUGCUGUACGGUCGCAGAACCCAGUUCAACCCACUGAGCCAGUCCAGACACGAGAGCCACCCCAAAGUCUUUCUGAAGAUUCACCCAAAGCUCCCAAGUUGAAGGGAAAAGCGGGACGCAGCCCGGCUCGCUUUGGUCGCAAGGGCGUGCUUCGACCCGCAUCAAAGGCGAAUCCCAAAGAAGAAAUGCAGCAAGCAGGUUCCGCAUCCUCUUCCACUGAUCCACUUGGAUUGGUGCGGAAGCCGAUUCAACCCAUCGAGCCAAUCCAGACACCAGAGCCACCCCGGAGUCUUUCUGAAGAUUCACCCAAAGCUCCCAAGUUGAAGGGAAAAGCGGGACGCAGCCCGGCUCGCUUUGGUCGCAAGGGCGUGCUUCGACCCGCAACAAAGGCGAAACCCAAAGAAGAAAUGCAGCAAGCAGGUUCCGCAUCCUCUUCCACUGAUCCACUUGGAUUGGUGCGGAAGCCGAUUCAACCCAUCGAGCCAGUCCAGACACCAGAGCCUCCCCACAUGAGUUUGGCAGAUUCUCAUCAAGCUUCUUCCAAGGCUUUGAAGGCCUCAGGGUCCUUGAAGAAAUCGCCUACAACUCUGUGGUCUUCGGAUGAUGAACAUCGAUAAGUUGGCCACUUAAAGAAAAGCACACACACACACACUUCGAAGGUGGAGCAAACGUGAGCUUGUCAUCCUCCAGCAGCUUCCGACCACUUUGUCGACCAAAACGACUUCACCAGCUACUGUAGAGGCGAAUCGCCGUCGCAGUGGAGGUGCCAUCGCCGUCGCCAGGGCAGCCAGGAUUGAUGCAAGCAGGAAUGGCAGGCGAGGGCAGCGGCACAGAGGUAGGUUGAGGGCUCCUUUGAUGCACAUUGAGGUGGCCAUCCUUUUGAGGAACGCAUCGAACAUUGGUGUGAGACUGCAGGCAUGCCAGCGAGGCAAGCCUUGUUUCACACAUUGUGGCGGCUCGGAAAACUUGCCGCAAGAUCAUGAUGAGACAUGAUGUGAGACGUGAUGAGCAGAGCCUUCGAUGUCUUUUCGGGAUGAGACUACUGAUGCUGUCUUUUCCUGACAAUGACGCCUCGUGUAGAGCUGCUGAUGGGCGACGAUCGGCAACGCCCCUGACUUGAACAGAUCCACCGGAGUUCCCAACGAAUGACGCUCCGCGCGGAGCUGCCAAGGAUGAUCACGGCUACGAAUUCCGUGGUUCACAUGAAGGAAAAGCCAUCAGCGAGCCGCGCGCACGCCCGCAGAGGCUGCCCAGCUAUGCCCAUCUUCCUGGUGCUGAGAGGGCGGCCGAAUCCGAAGCCGGCCUAAGUGAAGUUGUGUUCAUCGAAUCGACUGCCGCACGUCUGCGGCCUUGAUGACCGACGUGCGGAUCGACGCGUCGGAGGUGGUGAGGCUUUUCGUUCUCCACGAACGGUGUAAUGUGGGCAUUGCAAUGCGACAAUCAUGACGGCGCAGCACUUCUUGAAGCCUUGUUUGUAGAAGCCAAGCCAGAAUCAGGAGGCAACAUGGCCACCACCAUCCAUCUUGGCCAGGGAUUACAGCGACGAAUCUCAAUGAUGACAGCGAUGUAGCCAGUCUGGCCGAAGACGCCGUUGCCGGCUUGCCGCGACGCUGCUUGUGCGGCUUGCCGGCUUGAUGCUGAAGAGCACUGGUCGUGCAGUGAAACAA
This is a messenger RNA of Durusdinium trenchii, 6318 nucleotides long. The record is from the annotation of a GenBank genome assembly. NCBI's taxonomy places the organism in Eukaryota, Dinophyceae, Suessiales, Symbiodiniaceae.